AUUCAGAUCGUAUUUACUAAUGUGUCAUCUAACAAGUUUCCAAAUAGGAAUUUUUAUGUUUUCCUUUUUAAAACCCCAUUACUUAUUAUUGCGUCGCUGACGUGCAUUUAUUCGCGAUUAUUGGAUUCAUUUUCAUAAAGAUAAGAUUAGUCGCAUAGUGACAUACACUCGAUGUUUACGAAUCAUGCCACCAACAUAAGGUGCAACUAGCCAGUGCGAAAAUGGGGGCCCGCGAGUGUGUUUACGGUAUAUUCCAGCGGAACGAUCUGCUUAAGGAUACAGUGAGGGGUGAGAGUGCGCGUACGGUGUUACUGGGGCAGAUUUGCAUUAUUGAGGGUUUCCUGAAAGAGGGAGUGCUCCAGGUGCGCCUGCUAAAGGACGGUGCGACAUGGGAUUCGCAUACCUUCAUUUCUGACUCCGAGCAAGUGGUCAUUCCGAUCUGCGAUAAAUUAUGGCCCUACAUCGCGUCUAUCAGUUCGCCCCAGGAACGAGUCAAGUUUGCAAGAGACAAGGUGUUAUGUGAAAAGCUGCGGAUGGUGGAUCUGGGCACAACUGUGGGAUUUAUCGACUCCACGGACGUUAAACUGGGCACCGUUCGCUAUAAGGGCAAUAUUAAAGGGCUGGGCUAUGGAUUUGGCCUUGAAUUGAAUGAAAAAAAGCCCGGUAACAAGUGCGGGGGGCACAAUGCAGGAUAUCAAUACUUCCAGUGUCUGCCCGGUAAAGGCCUGUUUACGACCAUAGAAAAAAUCAUACCGACCUACAAGACUAGUGAGAAGGAAGGUUUGCCUCCCAAGCCUUCGCAAGUCCCCGAAUUGGAUAAUCUGAUGCGGCAAAACCUCUCAAAUUUGACUAAUGGGGCUUUGGAAAAACCAGCGCGAGAAGAAAUCGUCACGAAAUACGGCGAAUACUCGAAGAAACUGUCUACUCCAGCGAAAAACACGCAGCUGAACCACAACUUGAAAAGUUCGCUGUCUUUGCAAAACAUCUUGGAGGUAGAAGGAGGCACGGUGAAUACCAACAAUGACUUUGAUCAGAACACGAUCAUUCAACCCGAUAGAAGCCAACUGAUGAAUGUCGAGAAGCUGAAGAACAAAUCGGACAUGGAUUUGUACGAUCUGAUUGGCAAUUCCUGGACCAAUGGGGAGCUGGUCAAGCCGGAUACGUAUUCCAGCCUGAGGAAGAAGCUGGACAAGAACGACAAUAUCAAGGAGACGUACAACUCCUUGUCGAAUAGUAAUAGCACUUUAAGUUCCAAUGGCACGUUGACCAAAAGCAGCCGGAAUAAAAGCAUGAACCCGUUAACCCACCUGCUGGACAACGGAGGCACGUUGAAAAAGAGCAAGUUUUACACGGAUGGUUUGGAAAAUGGACUGGAUAAAGGGGGCGGCAAAACGAACACGAAAAAGGUGGAAAAUGGGAAAAAACUGAUCGAGCACCAUGCAGGCAAACCUACAGCGCAGUUCUACAUUGUGGAAAAAUCAAAGUACACCGAUCCACCCGUGGGUGCCUCCAAUGACCUGGUUGUGGGCAGUCUGGUUGAGGUUGAAACCGAUGUCACAGACCAGCCAUUGUAUGGUGUGAUCCGAUGGAUGGGCCUGGAUAUCGAAAACAACUUUAUCCUGGUAGGUAUCGAGCUGGAAGAAGAACUACCAGCCGAUUUGCCGCUGACGCUCACCGAUGGCACUCAUAACGGUGAGCGGUUCUUCAAGUGUUCGACGGAUCGGGCGUUUUUCGUGCCGCUGGCGCGCUGCCGCAAAGAUCCCAGAUUCCAGGUGCCAACUACUCCAGUUCAUCAGGCGGCUGCCAGCGACUUUGUAAGUGUCUCAAAGCGCGCAUUUAAGUCCGAUCUAAGCGAAGAAUAUUAUUGUCUUCAGGUGGAAUGCCCGGUCAUCCCAGGAGCAGUGGCGCCCCUUUGCAUGCCCACUGAAGAAGACGUUCAGGCGGUAUGUGGGAAGUACCGCGGCAUCCAGGGCCAUCACAAUUCCUGCUACUUGGAUGUUACGCUGUUCGCGAUGUUCACCUAUACGGCUGUAUUCGAUAGUUUGCUGUUCCGGCCGAAGAACCAGAACGAUAUUGCCGACUAUGAUGAGGUACAGCGGGUUUUGCGGGAAGAAAUCGUGAAUCCCUUGCGGAAAAACUUGUACGUGAGUGCCGACAAUGUGAUGAAGCUGCGUCGCUUGCUGGACAGAUUGAGCUCGGUUUCCGGGCUGACCAGCGAAGAAAAGGAUCCCGAGGAGUUUCUAAACUCUCUGCUGGCUCAGAUCUUGAAGGCCGAGCCAUUUUUGAAACUGAACUCCGGCCAGACCGCGUUUCACUACCAGUUAUUUGUGGAAAAAGACGCAGAGCUGACGCUUCCGACCGUGCAGCAGCUAUUCGAGCAGAGUUUUCUCACCAGCGACAUCAAGCUGACUGAAGUGCCGUCCUGCCUAAUCAUACAAAUGCCUCGAUUUGGCAAAAACUACAAAAUGUAUCCUCGAAUUUUACCCUCGCAGCUGCUGGAUGUUACUGAUGUUAUCGAAGGCUCUCCUCGGCAAUGCAUUGUGUGUGGAAAACUGGCGAUUUGGGAAUGCAAAGAGUGUUUUGCCGAGUGUGCUUCCACAGCUGGUUUGGAAAGCACGGCUUUCUGUACCGAAUGCUUGAAAACGGCACACAAGCACGAAAGAAGGCAACGCCACAAACCGAAGCAGCUGAAUGUGGGCGAGGAUUUCCUGGCCAUGCAGGAGCAAUACAGGCCUCCGAGGUUGUUUAUGGAACUAUUUGCUGUGAUUUGUAUAGAAACGUCCCAUUAUGUAACGUUUGUUAAGUGUGGCGUGGGCCACGAGGCUCCCUGGUGUUUCUUCGACUCGAUGGCCGAUAGAAAGGGUGAAAGAGAUGGCUACAAUAUUCCGGAAAUGGUGGCGUGUCCAGAUAUUUCGCUGUGGCUUUCCGAUGAGGCUUUGUGCAGGCAAUUUCACGAAGAAUUCCCCAAUGACCGACACCUGCCCGAACAUGCCAGACGAUUAUUGUGCGACGCGUACAUUUGCAUGUACCAAAGCUCCGACGUUAUGAUGUACAGAUAAGAUAAACGUAGUAGUUUAAAUGUAAUUUAGGUGGACUGACCUAAGGGGAUUUGUGUGGUGUCUUAUUGCACCUUCAAACUGAUAUAGGAACUUAAAAGAAUUAAAUUAUUGUGUAACAUAAAAUGACAGGACUAUAAAAUCGACGAAACUUUAUGAAUAAAAACACAAUUAUAUAUUGUGUUUUCAACUGUGCGGAAACUCUUCUUGGUACCUGAUAUUCUCGGUACCUACUUAAAUAUUCUGCUGCCCUGAAAGAAAUCGAAUUUUCGUCGAACCAGUGAAAUUUUCCAAUAAAACGGUGCGAAAACUAUCCAUUGUAGCACUAUUCUAUCUGCUUAGGAAACAAUUUAGACGGUAAAAAAAACCAGAUUAGCCACGCAAAUCCCAUAGGUCUAAUGCGACUGAUUUUGCUAACAAAUAAUGUAUUUAGGGUGAAAGAAUGUGCGUGAUCGAAUUAGUACAGGGUACCUACUUACUCAAUAACGUUAACCAACCUCACGAUAGACAAAGAAAAUUUAGUUGUACAGGGCCAGAGAAGUGUUAGAGGUUUUAUUUAGAGCCGCCCUGUACGUGACGCGUUAUAACAAAAUCAUAUCUAAUUCAAUGUUAAAAAAAUGGGCGAUCCUGUAUAUUCGCAUAGUUUAAUUGCAUGUGGUUUAUGUUCUGUACAUAUGUAGUGAAAGAAGAUAAUAAUAUGUUCCUUUCAAGGGCCUUGUAUUUCGUCACAUUUAACAGAUGUUUUCUAAGUAAUGAGAAGAGAUAUUAUAUUAUUAUUAUUUGUUGAAUAUUUACAGUAUUUAUAUUGCUUAGGUUGUAAAACAAGAACACUAAUGCGUUAAGUUUGAUAAAUUUAAGAAUUGAAAAACCUAUCUAAUCUUCAAUAUAGGUCGGUCCAGGUAUACACCUUCGAACAAUAACAAUAACCCAAAGUUUUACGGAAAAAAAUAAACUUUCACUUGCAUUAA
Molecule: messenger RNA, 4024 nt
Organism: Dendroctonus ponderosae (mountain pine beetle)
Lineage: Eukaryota; Metazoa; Arthropoda; Insecta; Coleoptera; Curculionidae
Gene: CYLD
Product: ubiquitin carboxyl-terminal hydrolase CYLD
Exons: 13
Coding region: 222-3059 (945 amino acids)
Biological process (GO): protein K63-linked deubiquitination
Cellular component (GO): cytosol
Molecular function (GO): K63-linked deubiquitinase activity; cysteine-type deubiquitinase activity
Source: RefSeq, a predicted model, not a curated record